This is a messenger RNA of Exophiala mesophila, 3862 nucleotides long. RefSeq lists its product as uncharacterized. The record is from RefSeq and is a predicted model, not a curated record. Gene Ontology annotation, molecular function: zinc ion binding; sequence-specific DNA binding; DNA-binding transcription factor activity, RNA polymerase II-specific. The transcript is spliced from 6 exons. NCBI's taxonomy places the organism in Eukaryota, Fungi, Ascomycota, Eurotiomycetes, Chaetothyriales, Herpotrichiellaceae. Bases 89 to 3862 code for a protein of 1257 amino acids. Gene Ontology annotation, biological process: positive regulation of transcription by RNA polymerase II; DNA-templated transcription.
CUCCACGUCGGCGUUGGCGUCGGCAUCGACCCAGGGCAGUAUUUGACCCCGUCUUACGCAUCGGUGUUGAUCCGGAUAGACCAUACCGAUGAAGGCGGCAAGCAAAAUGCAUGGUUCUGCGUGUCUUCGAUGUGUCAGGCAGAAGAAAAAGUGUGAACCAGAACAUGGUAUUUGCAACAAUUGCAUCCGGGCGGAUGUGGAGUGCAGCAACAACGGUAGCAACGCUGCUGGUAAUCCAAGUCGCAGGGCUCUUCUUCUGCCAUUCCAACGAGCAAUCCACCACCUGAGGCAGGAACUUACAGCAUUUGAAGGAACUGCUCCCGCUCAGAGGCCUCUGGGGCCAAUUGACGGGAUCCCAUCCCGAAAUGUCUCCAGCGCCCAAGGACGGCGCUUGUCACAUGAGCAAGGCCUUGAGGAGGAACCUGUGGUUGCAAUCUCAAGGCGGCGUGCCGAUACAGAGGCCGUUCUUCGAUUUGCUCGGUCGAUCUGUGGCCGCGUUGUCCGCAAUCCUGGUUACAUGGUCUACCUCAAUCGGUUACACAUGGGCGCAGAGCUUCCGUUUCCCUUGACCCAUCGAUCGAACGACUCAAGCUUACGUCCGGCCAAGAGAGACGCGCAGAGUCUGGUUGCUCAGCUACCCUCUGAAGUGACCCGAAAGCUGCUUGCUGUCUACACUGAGCGCCUACUCCCACAAUGUCCCAUAUUUUCUCCCGCAGAGGUCCAAGGCAUUUACAGCCGAGUAUACAGCACGUCCACAACCUCGAAGCCAAGUAUUAGAGGUGACAACUUCAUCAUCUGCAUUAUCUUGGCGAUAGCAACCCUGAAUUCCAAGUCGGACGACUAUAGAAAGGUCAUGGACGUGGCCGACAGCUUUCGCCAGGAAGCAAUGGAUCACGAUGACAAUGGAGAGGUUUUGGCAACAACAAGCAUUCGGUGCCUGCAGGCGCUCCUCCUUCUCGCGCAGUAUGGGUUGUUCAUGUCUCAACACGUCGAUCUUUGGCACACAGUGAGUGAGGCGAUGAGAGUUGCCAUAGAACUUGGCCUUCAUCAGGACCCACCGCCAGCUUCCGGGCUUGACACAGAGGUCUUACAGCUGCGUCGACGGCUCUUUUGGGCGACGUAUAGCAUGGAACGCACCAUUACACUGACAUGUCACCGGCCUUUCGCCAUUCGUGAUGAUCAGAUCAAGUUGCCGUGGGCUACAUCCACGAAUACGGGUGCCGACGCGCUGACCUUUGGCGAUUCCUCCACCAUAAGCAGAUACCUCAAGCACUUGUCGUACUGCUCCUUGCAAACCGAAAUAUCCGAUGUCAACAUCUCAGCUGAGCCGAUCCCUUCACCUAGUCUGAGCUACUCCGACUGGGUAGAAUCGUGCGAGCGGAGGGUAGAGGAGCUCCGUGGCAGCAACUGGACCGAGACAGCACUCAUCCCUGACUGGCUCGACCUUGCAGCCUGGCGGUGUUUAGCUUGGCUGUACAUGCCAUGUCCCAAGAAUCCUUGUCCGUCCGACCAAGCGAUCUUCAAGUUCAUCCAAGCGUUGCUCCGCAUGCUUGACAUCUAUUGGGAACUUGCAAAAGCAAGAUCUUUGAAGCUUUGCUGGUUCGCGGUUCACCACGCUUAUGAAAUCGGAACCCAAAUGCUGUUCUGCAUGCAGAAUUACCCGCUUAUCGUCAAGUCGGUUUGUGAUAAGUUUAAAGUUCUCGACGCCUUGACUCAUUUAUCUGAUUUUCUGAUUUACAUGGAAGAACGCUGGCCUGCAUCAGUACAGUGCAGGUCAUUACUCGAUAAGUUGAAAAAAGACAUCAUUGAAGCUUUUAUUCGUGACCAGCAUGCAAUUUCCACGGUCAACGCCCACUCGGGUGAGCAGCGUAUUGUGGAUCUCAUCUUUCGCAAGAAUGGGCACUUCUUCCUGAUGGCUGAAGAGCCCUUCGAUCUCAAUUUCCACUUUGACGAUAUGCUGUCCGAUGGCACCCUUGGUCUUCCCUCAGAUUUGACUUCCUUGUUCAACGAUAUUUCGGACACAUUCAAUAUGCAUGAUGAUCUUUUCGACACCGCUGGCGAUCCCACGCUCCUCCCCACGGCCAGCCUGCCCACUCCUACCUCCUCGGUAGCUCUGGAUUUCUUUGGGGAAUAUUUCGCUCAACAAUCAACCGAAGCUCAGCAACUGAUCACAUCUUGCUCACAGACUCUUUCGAGUCUGCAUGCGUGUCGUCUGUGCAGAUCAAAGAGGAUUAAAUGCACGCGAACCUUGCCCUGUUGCCAUAAUUGCGUUGACUAUGGAAAGGAAUGUCUCUACAAAGAGCCCUCGACAGGAGAUUGGAUCAGUGGAGUCUCCUUGCACCAAAUGCAAGACGAGGUCAGAAAUUUGCUCAAGUCGAUUGAAGAAGUUCGAAGAGUACGCAAAGACUAUCUCACGGAAGCCCAGCUAUGCAGCAAUCCCGAACCGCCCGGUUGCGAGGAUAACCGACGCUCGACUUUUCUCAGCUUUGAGACACAUUAUGGCCCUUCUGUGUGCUAUCUCGGCGACGCAAGCGUGCUGGGUCAGUUUGCAUCAGGAACAGGAUCCGCCUCCAGUGGACCAGAGGUCAGUUUAGUUCCACCAGGGGCGAUCUUUUCCGGUCAUGAACUCGUCUUCCGCUCGCUCGAUGAGCUAUCAGAUGGUGCGCUGGAGAUUCUCGUGAAGCAAUAUCUAGACUGUUUUGAUAUUUUCUAUCCCAUCUUGGGUGAAACAUUGGUCAGCGACUUGGUCAAUGCCCGGAGGACGGAACCAGUCCCAACUGCAACGGAUGCCCAACCUGAUGCGCUUCUGAAUUUGCUUGUUGCGAUUGCUCUUUUGUCGUCACCAUUUACCACACGUUCUGCCACAUUUUACUUAUCUAAUUACUAUUUCGAGCGUGCAAUGUCGCUGGCGUCCACUUCAGAUCAAUUGCACACAAGUGCAACUCUUAGCGCCUUGCGGUUCGCGCUUCUGAUAUGCGUCUACGUUUGGUUGAAUCCCGAGGCGGGAAAUCUACCAAGGUUAAUCAACGCUUCCUGCAGACUUUGCCUAGAUCUUCUUGAAAGUCAAGACCUGAAAGCAGACGACACCGCAGCCCUUCAUGUACUGUUCCGGACAGCCUAUGUAAUGGACACUGAUUCCGCCGUUGCACUUGGACGACCAAAUUAUCUCACUGAGUGGACAGACCUAGGGAAGAUGGUCGUGACUGCUGGCCAUCCGGAUCAAAACAGCGGCGCCUUGUCGUUCUUGGUUUUCAACUUGGCCAGACUCCGAUCCAAGAUCCACAAGGCGAUAUUGUGUUUCGCAGCAACUGAGGAAAACUUGAUGGAACUUUAUUCCACGUCGAUCAUGUCAUUCGAAGCACAAAUUGAGGAUUGGUGGAAAGAAUGGGAACAAGAAACAACGAAACCCCGCCGAAAUUGGCCGGAGAAUAGCAGCCGUCAAUUGCCGAUUGACCGCAAGGCGUUCCAGUACGGCCUCAUCUUGAAGUCUGAAACAUUGGCGCUGCUUCGCGUGCUGGCUGGAUUUUACGAUCCACAGGCAGAUCAGGGCCUCCGCCCUCUAUCUGCAGAGGCAGUUAUUGUGUCAUUUGCAGGUGCCUUGCAAAUGCAAUUGGCGGACUCUCCAAAUGGACGUGCUGCAGACCACGCAUUUCCUAUAUGUUGGAAUCACUACAGCAACCUCUUCGGUGCAGGAUUGGGGCUUUUCGAUUCCGACGCAAUAGACAAGAUACCUGAGACAAGAAGACACGCUCUACUACGACAGUGCUGCGAACUUCUCACCCUUUGCGAGAGGUGCAUAGGCUCGCGUGACUGGACGCUUUCCAGCCGCUUAUUAGAGCGGAUACAAGAAGCAGGAGGAUAG